AUGCGUCAUAGCAGAGCACACAGGAAGUUGUCGAGAGAGAGAGACAAAACGCGGUCUUAUUUUUAUUUCGUGAAAAGCAAUGCCUCCGAAAACCAAAUUUCAAGAAGGAGAAAAAGUUCUUUGUUUCCAUGGUCCUCUUCUGUAUGAAGCUAAGUGCGUUAAAUGUGAGGUUAAGGACAAACAAGUUCGCUACCACAUACACUACAAUGGCUGGAACAAAAAUUGGGAUGAAUGGGUGCCAGAGAGCCGUGUCCUCAAGUGCAAUGAAGCAGGACUACAGAAGCAAAAAGAAUUGAUGAAAGCCCAUGGAGUACAGCAAUCUCAAAUGGGCAAGAAGGAGAUCUCCGCAGCCAGCAAAACAGUCCACACAUGCACCAAGUGCAAAAAAGACUUUCUCACUGAGGGCCGGCUGAAAAAACACCGUUGCUCAGCUUGCGAAUCCUGUGGGAAGGUUUUGUCCUCAUACCAGCGCCUUUUGGGACACUCCUGCCAGCAGCAAGACGAUGAUAAUAAUGAUGAGUACAGCAUUGAAAGUGAUGAGGAAAAGUCAGAUUCCAACAAGAGUAUUCGAUCCCUCGUGCAGAACCAAGACGUGGCUAAUGCUGUGAGAAAAGCUAGUAAAGGUGGCCGCAAACCAGAAAAGAAGGAAAAAGAAAAAGAAGAAAAAGAGAAGGAGAAAGAGAAGGAGAAAGAAAAAGAAAAGGAUAAAGAGGAGAAGGAAAAGGAGAAGAAAAGUACUCCUGUUCCAAGUACACCUUCAGAGAAAAAAAAAGACAAAAAUGCUACAGCCACAGCACCAUCUGUACCUGCCACUAGUACAUUAUCCAUAUCUUCAGUAGUGGCACCAGCUGCAGCUGUUGCAGAACGUGCACCUCCUACUUCUUCUCCAGCACCUGAACCAAAACGCAAACGGCCUCGCAUGGAUGCAACAGUGGAGUCAGAGGAAGUGUUCAUGACCAGGAUAGAGGUGAAGAUUAAAAUCCCAGAUGAAUUGAAGCCAUGGCUUGUAGAUGACUGGGACCUCAUCACACGUCAAAAAAUGCUUGUGUCGUUGCCAUGUAAAAACAGCGUCAACAAUAUCUUGGAUGAGUACAUUAGGGUGAAGACAGCCAAAAGUAAUGUCAACAAGGAUGCUGUGAUAGAGACUAUGGCAGGAAUAAAGGAGUACUUUAACGUCAUGCUGGGCACCCAACUACUUUACAAAUUUGAGAGACCACAGUAUAGUGAAAUUUUAGCCGAGCAUCCUGACCAACAGAUGUCAGCAAUCUAUGGUGCAACUCACUUGUUGAGGCUUUUUGUGCGCCUUGGACAGAUGCUCUCCUAUACAGCACUGGAUGAGCGAUGUGUUCAAAUUCUUCUGUCACACAUUCAUGACUUUCUCAAAUAUAUGCUGAAAAAUUCUUCAAACCUGUUCAGCCACAGCGACUAUGUGAUUGCUCCCCCGGAGUACCACCGCAAAGCGAUCUAACAGCUUAAAUUCUAUUACGGACAGUGAAUACAGGAAUAUAAACAAACUUCGAACAUUGUUCCAUUGUGGUUUUUCCUUACAAGAUGAUGUGUACAAAACAAGAUUGAAGAACAAGAUGCUUUCUGACAUCAUUGUACAGUCUACACCUAUAUUUCCUUCACUGUUUUGGAAGGAACUGACAACUUGUCAAGUGUGAAGACAAACAUCAAAUUCUAAACCAUAUUGACUGGUAUCAUAGGAUACCUUGGAUAUACAUGUACUGCAAAUGGAUAAACAAAACAAAUCUGAGUGUGAUCACCUUGUGGUCCUUGGUGAGAGACUAUAUAUGUAAUUGUUUACAUUAUCUGAAAAUAGCUAGCUUUUUAAUAAACUGUUGCUCAAAAUAA
Pomacea canaliculata is the source of this 1854-nucleotide messenger RNA. Its product is annotated as mortality factor 4-like protein 1. Gene Ontology annotation, cellular component: NuA4 histone acetyltransferase complex; nucleus. The coding region runs from base 80 to 1468 and encodes 462 amino acids. Lineage: Eukaryota; Metazoa; Mollusca; Gastropoda; Architaenioglossa; Ampullariidae. Gene Ontology annotation, biological process: regulation of DNA-templated transcription; chromatin organization. The record is from RefSeq and is a predicted model, not a curated record. The transcript has 13 exons.